AUUCCUAAUCUGGCCAUACACAAAAUCAUUUUGACAUGUUGGAACAAAUAUAUGUCUGGUUUUGUGAGGAAAAAGACUGUAGCCUUGUCAGUGCCUUUCAAUCCUGAGGCCCAGGGAACAACUGUCAAAUCCGGUGCUAAGAGCAAGGUACGAUACUCAGACGGGGUGAUACGUCGAACCAACUGGGUGGGCAAUGUGCUUGAAGAUACCAUCCUGCAGAUAUUUGCCAACGGGGAGAUGGAUGUAUUUGUAAACAUAAUCAAGGUUGAAGUUGUUCCAAGCUACUCUGCACUGAAGGUUUGGUGGGAGGCAAGCGGAGUGCAUGAAAAAGACAAACAAACUCAACAGCUCCUUGAAACACAGGCUGGCAAACUCAGGCACUUGUUACUUCAGUCUCAGGUGUGUGGGCGUGUGCCUCCGGUCGUGUUCAUGAGGGAUAUCAGCGCAGCUCGCCAGAAGCAAAUAGAGGAGCUACUUCAUAACCUUGACACGGGGCCUCCAGAUACGGAAACAGAGCUGGAUGUGACAGAGCAAGACAAGCUUGAACAGCAGGAAGAUUGGAAAAGGAAACAAGCAUGGAAAUCUACUGGGCAUAGUACUGAUUUGGUGGUGAAACCAGGUGAAACUGAUGUUGAAAGAAUUGAGUUUGAGGACAAAUUGUUUGAUAAUCAUGAAGUUGAUAGUAAUAUAUGUGAAGGUGUAUCAUACAGUUUUGAUAAAGAAUUGAGUGCUGAAGAGAAAGGGGUUGAAGAAAUUGAUUUAGAAAGAGUAAGAACUAGUGACUUCAAGUUAAGACAAGAUCUGUAUGGGUUACAGCAUGAUUCCCUUAUGAAGAAAGUGCUAGAUAGCAAGCUGGCAAAAAGGCCCCUUGCUGCAGUAGAGGAAAAAGAAACAUUCAAUAUGGACAGACUGGUUUUCAAGCAAGAUAAGAAAAGAGCCUAUAAGCCUUUUAAAGUAUCAAAAAGAAGAUUAGAAAGAUUAGAAAGGCAGACUUAUGGAUACAAUAAUUAUGAUGAUUAGAAAUGUAAUUUUUGUUCUUUUUUAUGUGUGGUACUUUGCGGAAAUGUUUAGCAAUAAAGUUUCAUGUAUAUAGUUUAUUUAUAGCAAUCUGUUAAAUGAAUAUCAGCAAUUUUAGUAAUGCGAUGUUUAAGAGCCAUGAACCUCCAAGUGCAAGGCCAUUAUUAUGUGUUAAAGGUCAGAUUGCUGUAUUUUUCAUGUCUGCUCCACGAAAUUAUAAGAGGCCAUUUUGAUUAAAUAUUGAUUUCAUAAUAAGGAUUGAAUAUCAAUGAUAAUUAAUGAUGUUCAAAUGACAGGAUGUGCUGUAUCAGUAGUUAAUUAGUAGUAUAACAAAUCCAAAUAUAUUAUAACAAGAGGCCCACAAGGGCCUAUGCUCUACUAAGACCUUGUUUUGUCAUUUUCUAUACAUAUGGUAUACGGUACACUGUGUGUAUACCAGGUGAUAAAUUGUGUCAUAAAUGCUGUGUUGGAAGGCAAUAUUUUGCUUCAAAUGAAGACUAAACAAAGAUUACUUUUCUAUUUCUUCACCAUAUUAAGUGAAACAUAGUGCAGUCUACGCCCCUAACAGAGCCCUGUCUGAGGUCUUUAACCAGGGUUUGAUUGAGAGUGUAGUUUGUUUAAACACUUCAACAAACCUUCUCACAAUACGAUCGUCAGAUGGAGCACUGUCAAAAAAUUAUUUCGGAAACAGGUUUGUCGAAGUGUUUGAUGAAAAUAAUCAUCAAAUUUUGUUAAUAAAACAAAGGCGCGGUCCUUUAAGCGACAUAGACUGCCCUUUGUUUCAUUUAAAAUGGUGUAGUAAAUUAAAAGUUAUCUUUGAUUUAAGUCUUGAUCCUAAGCAAAAUGCUGCCUUAUGAUGUAGCAUUUAUCACGUGGUAUACACACACUGGUAUAUAUUGGUAAUAGGCAACAAACUGAUAGCCCCCAUUACCGUUUUGUAACAUAAAGGUGAAAGGUGGAUAUGGAGACUCUAUUGAAAAGAGAAAAGUUGCCAAUUUACAAUCAUGUAUGGGCGGAUUUGGCUGUUAUUCGAAUAAAACUAAAGCCCUAUCUAACUUCUGUACACGUUUUAUCAAUACAAUACUUCAUCCUGAUCUCGUUUACAAGCAAUGGUUUACUGACACACG
Molecule: messenger RNA, 2144 nt
Organism: Mya arenaria
Lineage: Eukaryota; Metazoa; Mollusca; Bivalvia; Myida; Myidae
Exons: 5
Coding region: 52-1020 (322 amino acids)
Biological process (GO): rRNA processing
Source: RefSeq, a predicted model, not a curated record